AUGUGGGUGCGAGGUGUGACUAAGCCCGAGCCAGAGUGAGGGUUGGGACGACUGGCAGCCAGCUGAUGGAUGUCAACACGGUGGUUGACCCGAGACGCUUCUCGAACACUAUCAUCCAUCCUUUCACCCGCUGGACAGCGGCAAGCAACAACAGGAAAGAUUUGUUCAAGUCUUACUCAAUAACACACUAACUUAGCCAGAGGAAAGAUGCCUGAAGUAGACCAGACUAAGGAGAUGAAGGUAGAGAAGGUGGAAGAGGUGAAUGUUGAACUUGAAGGCAAAACAGAUAUUCCAGAUGAUGGAUGGCUUGAUGUUCUAGGUAGUGGAGACCUCAAGAAAAAGGUAAUCAAAGCUGGAAUUGUGGAAUCACGGCCAUUUAAGGGACAUACCGUUGUGAUGAAUGCGUACGGGAAGCUAGAGAAUGGUAUGGAGGUAGACAAACGCGAGCAGCUGACAUUUACAAUUGGAGAUAGUGAGGUGAUUGUGGGUUUGGAUAUGAUUGCACCACUAAUGGAUAAAGGUGAAAUUGCACUUGUGUACAUAGCAUCCAGGUUUGGAUAUGGCAGCAAGGGUCUUCCUCCAAACAUCCCACCAGACAGCAAUAUAAUUUAUCAGGUUGAACUCUUGGACUAUGCACCAGAACAGGAGCCUUGCUCAUUAUCUAUCACUGAGCGCAUGGUCAUUGGGAACCGUAAACGUGAACGGGGAAAUUGGUGGUUCAACAGGGAGGAGUAUUCCAUGGCCAUACAGUGUUACAGUGCAGCUAUAGACUUCCUUGAUGAUGCUGAGGAGGAGUAUGGGGAUGACAUCAGACCAGAGGUGAGGGAAAUAUUGGCAGAAAGACUGAAGGCCCUAAAUAAUAUGGGAGCAGCACAAAUUAAAAUUGAAGCAUAUGAUAUGGCAGUGAAAUCUUUGGAUACAGUUUUAAAGUGCCAACCUAGCAAUGUAAAGGCACUCUUCAGGAAAGGAAAGGUACUAGGCAUUCAGGGGAAAAUGAAAGAAUCGGUCACCUUACUGAAGUUGGCCCUUGAGCUUGAACCAGAGUCACGUCUCAUUCACCAAGAAUUGGCAAAGAUGCGGGAGAAAGCACGAAUUGAGGCCGAAUCUGAGAAGUCAUUGUACAGACGUAUGUUAGGCUUGAAAAAGGACAUAACACAGUCUGAUAGACGGUAUCCAGUUAUUAAAAGUUUUCCAUGGAAGACUUGGUUGAUAGCCUUUGUGAUUCUCCUGAUAGCAUUGGUAGCUUACCAGAAUCUAACACCACUAUAUGAACUCAUUUAAUUAAUGUUACAAAUAAGUAAGAGGACAUCUAUAAUUUCUUCUAGUUCAACAUUGAUCAAUUUCAUCAACUUGAAAGUUCAAAAAGGAAAAUGACACUAUUUAAUAUUAAAAGGUUUUAACUUAUUUUAAUGAAAUGAAAUUUCUAAAAUACGUUUUGUUUAAUGUCUUGCAUAAAUAUGAAGUGUUUUAGUUUUUAUAGCUUACAAUAAGGAAGAAUUGAUUUUAAAUAUAACUUGGGCAACUGUAUAUGUUAAGUAAUUCCUAAACAUUUUUACUUCUUAUAUUUUAGUUCAAAUUUGUUCUUUUUUUUAUACAUUUUGAGUUAUAAGGGAACAAAAGUCUUAUAAAAAGUUUGUAUGAUUGAAUUGAGCACAAGUUAUAUCUAUGAUAUGAGGUAGAUUGGUGAUUUGAUUACAGUUAUAUCCAGAGAAUUUCUCAAGCUAUCUUUUGGCAGACAGUAUAAGGAGAGAAAUAUUAAUUAAUUUGUUAGGAAUAAUUCUUAGGGUUAAGAAUAAUUUUAUCCCUCAUACUUACUAUUUUAAGUGCCCUUCAUGUAUAUAGUACCAUAGAUGAUAUCCAAGGUGUCACUUCAAAGCCAUAAUCAAGAUGCACAUUCCAGUAUAUACUUGUUAAAAUUUUGACUGCUUUCACAUGACAGUUGGUCGAGCACAUAUUUUGAUUCCAGUAAGUGUCCAGAGGCACAUGAACAUAAGCAGGGUUAGUAUCUUGCAUAGCCAAUUUUGAUAUUGCUGUAUAUUGAGAUAAUGGAAAUUUGUCCAUUGUGGCUCAAUUACAUUCAAGAAAAUUAUAAUUUUGGGGUGCCAACAACUUUGGUAUAAUGUUCAUUUUCUAUAUUAAAGUCCAAUACUGCAGUUGCAAGAUACAUUGUUAUAUAGCAACUGGCAUAAUGUUAGAAAUGCUGCAGAUUUGUUUCAACAACAAUCACAAUAUCAAGGCGAAUAGGUUAAUUAGGCAACUGCUGUUCCUUAUAAAGUGAGAGAAGUAGCACAAACUUAAUCAUAAAACCUUUUUUUCAUAGUGAAGAGGGGUUAUAUCGUGCCAUUUUCAUUGCAUACAGCAUAACAUUUUAAUGUGAGUAAAUUGUAAAUGUUAUAAAACUGGUUGUAGUGAUAUAGUGCUGUUAAGAAAAAGAGACAGCUAGUAUCUAUUUUCUUUAUAAUGGUAAGGUGUUCUUGUGCUAGUGUUGGUGCAAUGGUUAAUGUAGUUACAUCAGAAAUAUUGUUUAUGGAAUACCUGCAUAAAUUUUACAGCAAUAACUGCAUUAACUUUAGGAAAGAAUUAUAUGCACUGUUUUAAAAUUCUUUUAUGUAGUGUUUAUACAUUCCUAAGAAAACAUUUAUUGA
Procambarus clarkii (red swamp crayfish) is the source of this 2645-nucleotide messenger RNA. It is a transcript of the gene zda, whose product is annotated as peptidyl-prolyl cis-trans isomerase zonda. NCBI's taxonomy places the organism in Eukaryota, Metazoa, Arthropoda, Malacostraca, Decapoda, Cambaridae. Gene Ontology annotation, cellular component: mitochondrial envelope; membrane; cytosol. The record is from RefSeq and is a predicted model, not a curated record. Gene Ontology annotation, biological process: negative regulation of apoptotic process; protein folding. Gene Ontology annotation, molecular function: protein folding chaperone; peptidyl-prolyl cis-trans isomerase activity; protein binding.